Messenger RNA from Dibothriocephalus latus, 708 nucleotides. The record is from the annotation of a GenBank genome assembly. Lineage: Eukaryota; Metazoa; Platyhelminthes; Cestoda; Diphyllobothriidea; Diphyllobothriidae.
AUGAUACCAAGCGUUUCGGCUUAUCCGGCUGAAAUCAAGCUUAUCCGAACAGUUACAUUUUCCAGGAACUUUGAGUCGACUCCCAAAAAGAUCGUCCGACAUUCUUACGACUUUCCAACAAAACGCAUUCUUCUCAUGAGAAACUCCAAAGAUAGACAGGCCGGAGGUAACGGAUUUGGAAUUAAAAUCACAGGUGGCAGAAAACGAAUUGAUGGUCGUUUGGGAAGUUUCGUCGAUCAAGUGAUCUCAGGAGAGACACUCAAUUAUCUGCACGGAGAAAUAUCCGAAGGCGACGAAAUAAUUGAGUGGAAUGGUACUGUCCUGAUCGACAAAGAAGCCUCUGAAGUGCAAGCCAUCAUCAACACUCCAGCGGAUGAAGCCGAGCUACUGCUUACGCGCGGAACAACCAGCGAACUGACCGGGCGCGUGAAACGGACAGGACAACACGGCGUUCUAGCAGCGAUUGACCAAAAGCGUGCAGUGAAGAUUGGCAGACACGAAUACUCAAUGCCUGACCAGCGAAUCGAAGAUGAGUCUGCGCGGUGGCAUUGGGUACGGACUACCAGUGAGUCCACGCUAGCCCAGAAGGAUCUGCUGGAAGGUCUGAAAGUAGCCACCACAAUCAUUGCAACAGACGAGGACAUCAAGGAAGGCCAGCUGGUUGUUCUCUUCCUCCUCCAUCGUGAAUUGGAUUUCCGACAUCGAUAA